AUGGCGUGGCAAUCUCAGCUGCGUCCCCACCUCCGUGUGAGACGCAAUCCUCCAGAGCCAAAGUGCAGGCGAAUAGCUAUAUUCGAAUUAAGUGUGCAGGGGGUAUAUCCGUUUGCUCUUGAGAGUACAUGUCGUAGCGGGCUGCUAUUGAAUAGUGAUUUUGUGUCCAAGCUAUUGGACAGACGCGAGCCAGUCACACGCCUCCGCCUUCUUGUUAUUGCAAGUGACGAGCACAUCGCAAUACAGGCAGCAUUAGCGUAUUUAGAGAUAUUGCUUGACUUUGCCGCUGCCAUUCCUCUUUGGCCUUGGACCUCCACUCGCCAACGAGGACCGAAAUGGCUCUCCAAAGAACGACGUCGAGUCGUAUUUCCAAGUUUUCCCGCGAGAAGAGUGGAAUGCUUCGUCCGCUUUGCCCUUCAGGGCACCGUCUCUCCGUCGCUCGUGCCUCGCCCCUCGCUCCCUGUCUGCAAUGACUAUCCUUUAGCCCCCCACUACGACCCCCACCUCCUAUCCCAUGGCUGCACUAUCCCCCCCCCCUCUGCCUCUGCUACUGCGCGUUUGGUAUAUAAAGAGACACUUCAGUCCCUUUGGUCCAGUCUCCCACACCCAGGCACCAUGAGACCUCAGGUAGCCCUUCUCGUGCUGGCGGUCGUGGCCGUCGUGUCCAGCGCUCAGGAAUACAGCACGGAGGAAGUCAUUAGGAACCUGCAAACCACAGCAGACGCAGAGGAGUUGGUCGACUGUGUUCUCGGCUCCCGCCAGCCCGGACUGCCUUGCAGGCAGAUGUUCUUGGAUUUCAGACGUUUCUUACCCGACAUCUUCGAAAAUAAUUGCCGCGGGUGCACGGAUCAGCAGAAGGACACGAUACAGAAUGCAGCGCUGUUCAUGCAGAAGAAUCACAACCAGUACUUCAAUCAACUCUCACGGGGCAUCAGGGGGUCCCUCGGUUGAGCCGCCGCCACCGUCCCUUCAGUAUGGAUCCUUAGCCAUGGGCCUCUUGUCUGGAAAUAUAUCCUUUGUGAUGCAAAAUCAGUUGUCAUUAAAUUUAUGAUUAUCA
This is a messenger RNA of Penaeus indicus, 1057 nucleotides long. RefSeq lists its product as uncharacterized. The record is from RefSeq and is a predicted model, not a curated record. The transcript is spliced from 7 exons. Bases 1 to 951 code for a protein of 316 amino acids. NCBI's taxonomy places the organism in Eukaryota, Metazoa, Arthropoda, Malacostraca, Decapoda, Penaeidae.